Guillardia theta CCMP2712 is the source of this 672-nucleotide messenger RNA. RefSeq lists its product as hypothetical. Lineage: Eukaryota; Cryptophyceae; Pyrenomonadales; Geminigeraceae. The record is from RefSeq and is a predicted model, not a curated record. The coding region runs from base 237 to 581 and encodes 114 amino acids. The transcript has a single exon.
AAGCUCCUGACAUCGUCUACUCGUACAACAUCUAUGUGGUCCUGGACCAGCUGUCCAGGUUGAAGGAUCAGGACGUGCGGAUUCCCCAGGAUACCCUCGCAGGCCUGCGCGAGCUAGUUGAGAACAACGACGAGGACCUGUUCAUCUACUUCGAGGAGUACGUGGAGAAGUCAGGCCCGGCUUUCAUCGACUCGGGCGACGCAUGGCGAUCCUUCGUUCGUUUUGGCAAGAAGGCCAUGGAGAUCUAUGCCCUGUCGAACAAGUUCAAGUCGACUAGAUCGAAAGUGGUGAAGAAGAAAGGAGCUGACGAGGAUCUAGAUGGAGAGGAUGAGGCUGAGCAGGACGAGGCUGACGCGGCGACGUCCCAGGGACACAGGAGAGGAGAGGGAGACGCAUCCUCGCAGAGCCCGUCGGAGCCGACUGUCCCUAUCGGAGGCUACGGAGACAUGAUUGAUGAUGGUGACGCAACUCUGGACCUUCGGAAUUGGACGGAGUGCAGGAGCUGUGGCGAGCCAGUGGAUAAGGCAUGGGAUAAAUGCCCGAGCUGCUUCAUUCAAAAACCAAGCGCUAUCAGCAUGUGAUUCUUGCAGGAGUAUCACAAGCCUUAAUAUGUCACUAGAGAGUUCAACACAUUAGCACACACAGUUAUUUCAUUGAACAGUUUCCAAACCC